Molecule: messenger RNA, 988 nt
Organism: Nicotiana tabacum (common tobacco)
Lineage: Eukaryota; Viridiplantae; Streptophyta; Magnoliopsida; Solanales; Solanaceae
Product: uracil phosphoribosyltransferase-like
Biological process (GO): uracil salvage
Molecular function (GO): uracil phosphoribosyltransferase activity
Source: RefSeq, a predicted model, not a curated record
AAGAGCAUCCCCACCGUUGCCUUGUCUAUAGAGAAGCCUUCGUCACCAGCCCCGAAGAAUAAGGAAAUUGAGAAGAUACCCAAUCCACCUAAAAUUAUUCAGCUCUCAGCUUACCUUUUUUUUUACCAAUGGCGUCCCACCACUCCCUUAUUUAUACCCCUCACCCCUACCGUCUACCCCCCGACCCCUCUCUCUCACUACUACCCUCUUCCACUGCCGCCUCUUUCUAUCGGCAAAACCUCAAUUUUCACUACAAAAAGAUUUCAAAUUCUAUUCAACGAAGGGGAAUUGUGGUGUGUUCAAUGGCGGCGGAGAACAAAGUGAUGAGUGGUAAUAGAAUGCUGGUGUUUGUUCCACCACAUCCUCUGAUAAAGCACUGGGUUUCAGUUCUUCGAAAUGAGCAGACGCCUAGCCCCAUUUUCAAGAAUGCCAUGUCUGAACUUGGUAGAUUGCUUAUGUAUGAAGCUUCAAGAGAUUGGUUGCCUACCAUAACAGGAGAGAUCCAGUCACCAAUGGGUGUUGCAUCUGUGGAGUUCGUUGAUCCAAGGGAACCUGUUGCAAUUGUUCCCAUCUUGAGAGCUGGUCUGGCUCUUGCCGAGCAUGCAUCAUCAAUUCUUCCUGCAACAAAAACUUAUCAUCUGGGAAUAAGCAGAAACGAAGAAACACUUCAGCCCUCUGUAUACUUGAACAAGUUGCCCGAUAAAUUUCCUGAAGGUUCUCGUGUGAUUGUUGUAGAUCCAAUGCUGGCAACUGGUGGUACAAUAGUUGCAGCCAUUGACCUUAUAAAGGAACGUGGGGUUGACAAUAGUCAGAUUAAAGUUAUAUGUGCAGUUGGUGCUCCGCCUGCUCUCCAAAAGCUCAGUGAGAAAUUUCCAGGAUUACACGUAUAUGCUGGAAUACUUGAUCCAACUGUUAAUGACAAAGGGUUUAUUAUCCCCGGUUUAGGAGAUGCUGGAGACCGUAGCUUUGGCACAUAAAGUAAUGUGCC